UUAUGGAGUCAAACAAUCAUUACUGGGAUUCAGACACAGCAAAAGACAGUUUUACUGCGAUUGCGUCGGGAGGUAAUAGGACUGAGCAAGGCAGAAUUUACGAUACUGUUCGACAUGGUACAGGAGAGCUUGCAGAUAAAACUACUCCUUCAGCCAAGAUGUGUACUUGGUGUACCCUCGUAAAUUCAAUUUUAAUUGGACUGUUGAUUAUCGCAGUAUCUGUUUCUUUAUACAUGAGUAUAAACGUUUCAAAGGCUUCAAAUAAUAAAGCUGAUCUGCAGAAAUUGGUGACAACUCUAAGCCAAAAAAUUAACGUGCUUGAACACGCACAGGUACAGAUUCAGACAGAAGUUCUCCAAAAUUUGACGAACAUAUUCAAUGAAACAACGGAUCUGCAGAAACUGAUGACGAUUCUAAGCCAAAAAAUGGAUACGAUUGAACACGCACAGGGACAGAUUCAGACAGAAACUCUCCUAAAUACGAACAGAUUAAAUGAAACAAACGUGUCGAUCGGAUUUGCUGUAUCAAACCCAGAUAAUUCCUCCGAUAGAACUGUCCUUAAGUUCAGGAAGGUGAUAUACAAUUCAGGCGACGAUUAUAAUGUGUCCUCGGGCGUGUUUACUUGUAAUCAUCCAGGACUCUACUUCUUCACAGCAACUCUAAUCAGAAGCCCGAGUUUACUUGACAGCGUAUGUUUUAUUUCUGUCAACGGCAUUGAACAGAUAGAAGUAAGCAGUGGUGGUACUGAUGUCAAUAGUGGAUAUCAGUCAGGAUCAGGGUCAUUCAUUUAUCGUUUAAAAGAAGGAGAUAUUGUUGUACCCUCUGAUUGCGAGCAAAUAGACCAACUGGGCCUAUUUUCUAGUUUCACUGGAUUUCGUGUUUCAUAUUAAUUGACCAGUCGCAGUCACGUAUUUACAUUAAGGUAUAAGAUGUAUAAUUUACACUUUUUUCAAAUGGCGUUUAAAACUUUAUAUUAUUAAACUUUAAUAUAUUCUAGACAUAAAUAUAAAAAAAUACAAAAGUUUACCAUCUUGUUUGAUAAAUGUUGACAUGUAAAGUUCAAAUGUUUUAUCGGUUUUAUACAACAACAACAACAACAACAAUUAUGUUGUUAUUAUCUGUAGAAAAGUUUCAUUUAUCAUAAUUUCAUUUGUUGAAAAGUGAUAAUAAAAAAAAACUAUACAGUCAUGUUUAAAUAACUUCAAAUAAAUCAAUGUAAAAUCUAUAUGAUUUUUUUUGUUUAUUAAGACAUGUUACUGUCAUAUUACAUCAAUUAAGAAGAGGAUGGGGUAAAAAAAUCACGUCAGAUUUUGUCAAAUGUAAUCGGGGCAUCAAAUACUUUUUAAUAAUAAUUAUCUAGAAACUAUUCUUAACAUUUGUGCAAAAUAUAAAGAAAGUUUACCAUGCUGAUUUUAAAUUAUAAUCAUUAUGUCUACCAA
Molecule: messenger RNA, 1439 nt
Organism: Ruditapes philippinarum (Manila clam)
Lineage: Eukaryota; Metazoa; Mollusca; Bivalvia; Venerida; Veneridae
Exons: 4
Coding region: 3-890 (295 amino acids)
Molecular function (GO): protein binding
Source: RefSeq, a predicted model, not a curated record